Colletotrichum gloeosporioides is the source of this 6411-nucleotide messenger RNA. Its product is annotated as E3 ubiquitin-protein ligase ubr1. Gene Ontology annotation, molecular function: ubiquitin protein ligase activity; zinc ion binding. Lineage: Eukaryota; Fungi; Ascomycota; Sordariomycetes; Glomerellales; Glomerellaceae. Bases 1 to 6411 code for a protein of 2136 amino acids. Gene Ontology annotation, biological process: ubiquitin-dependent protein catabolic process via the N-end rule pathway; protein ubiquitination. The transcript is spliced from 2 exons. Gene Ontology annotation, cellular component: cytoplasm; ubiquitin ligase complex. The record is from RefSeq and is a predicted model, not a curated record.
AUGGAAUCCUCCAUGUCAUCCCCGGAGCGCCAGCUCUGCGAUCGCCUCAGAGACCUGCCUAGGAGAUGGAACUUCCAGUACGACGACAACGCCCACCAUGACCUCCUCGACAUCCUCUUCUGGUCAUUAGCAGGCGGCGACCGCUACAUGCCUCUCUUCUUCCCGUCCGGUCGGCCCUCCCACAACCACAAGCUCCACGACGCCCAGGGCGCAGUCGAAGGCGCCGAGUACACCGAAGCCGCCCGCGGCAAGCGAUGCGGCCACAUUUUCAAGCCUGGAGAGGCCUCCUACUCGUGCCGAACCUGUAGUACAGACGACACCUGCGUUUUGUGCAGCCGAUGCUUCGACUCGACAGACCAUGCCGGUCACAUGGUGCGCAUCAGCAUCUCCGUUGGAAACAGCGGCUGCUGCGACUGCGGUGACGACGAGGCCUGGAAGGUCCCGAUGUUCUGCACGAUCCACUCCGAGACCGACCCGGAUAAGGCAGAGGGCAAGGGCAAGCAAGCGGCCGGUUUGCCGGAAGAUCUGGUGCAGAGCAUGCAGAUGACAAUCGGCCGAGUCUUUGACUACAUUUGCGACGUCAUCUCGUGCUCGCCGGAGCAGCUCCGACAGGCCAAGACCUUGGACUCCAUUCACGCCGAUGAGGAGCUGUCGCGCCUGUCUCCAGAAACAUACGGCGAGGGCCCUUCCGACCACACAGAGUAUGCGCUGGUCCUCUGGAACGACGAGAAGCACACCGUAGAGGAUGUGCAGAAUCAAAUUGCACGAGCCUGCAGAACCACAGAAGCUCAGGCCUUGGAGCGCGCCACCGAGACGGAUCUCAUUGGCAGAAGCAUUCUCAAGCGGCUUGAUGACCUUGAUCAGUUGCUCGAGAUGGCCACGAAACUGGAGCACAUCAAAGUCACCGUCACUAUCCGGUCAUCACGCGACACGUUCCGGGAGCAGAUGUGCGGCGCAAUGAUAGAGUGGCUCAGUGACAUUUCGGGAUGCAGUGUCGGAUCGGAUCAUGCCAUCUUGAGGCAGACCGUUUGCCAGGAGAUGAUGAAGCCUUGGAGGAAGGGCAGCCCCGGUACGCACGCUGUCGUGGGCAAAGACGGCAUCUACGAUGAAGAGCGAUUCCUCAGAAACCUUGAGCAAUCUCAGACUUUCACCCAGCACGUUCUUUUACAAAUGCAGCGCAUAGCGGCUCAGCAGGCAGCGCGCGCCUUUGACGCCAGUGAUGACGAAGAUAUCGACAUGGGCAGAGGGAACGGCACGCCAGACAGCGACGCGGGCGACGACGACGACGACGAUGAGAUGGAUGACGACGACAUCAUGAUGGUGGAUGUUCGAGCCGAAGCUCCCGGCGACAUUGGCCUGGAAUGGCGCGGAAACGACCAGGCGUUGGAGGAAGACGAAGCCACCAUGGCCGGGUACCCGCCACCUCCACCUCCACCAGCCCGGCGGGCGCGGGACCGCGACCUUACGCCUUCAGAUUCGGAUACGGCCGAGCCUCUGAUAGCCCCUGCCAUCUACGCGAAGGCCAACCUUGAGAUUCCCAAGACGCCGGGACAAGGAGACAAGGUCCCCUCUCCUAAGCCGGGAAGGUACUGGCUCGAAACGCCGCCCGGAUACAUGAACCGGGAGAACGUCCCUCCUGCCGAGGAUGUCUUCCAACGCGUUCGUCUUGAUUGGCUCAUCCUCUUUGAUCUCCGCAUGUGGAAGAAGGUCAGAAAUGACCUGAGAUCCCUCUACAUCUCAACGGUCGUCUCGAUACCCGAAUUCAAGCGCAUUCUCGGCCUUCGCUUCUCCGGACUCUACACCACCUUGGCGCAGUUGUAUUUGAUCGGUGACCGAGAGCCAGAUCACUCCAUCAUCAACUUGUCGCUGCAAAUGCUUACCACGCCGUCGAUCACCGCUGAGAUUGUGGAACGCGGCAACUUUAUGACAAGCUUGCUUGCCAUCUUUUACACAUUUCUCACAACUAGGCAGGUGGGGUACCCCUGGGACGUCUCAUCGAACGCCGUUCUCGCAUUUGACUCGGGAUCAGUGACCAACCGGCGGAUGUAUCACUUCUACCUGGACCUGAAAUACCUCUUUGGUUCGCCCCAUGUCCAGGAGAAGCUGCGUAGUGAGGAGCGCUACCUGUUGCAGUUCCUAGACCUCGUCAAGCUGCACCAAGGCAUUGGUCCGAACGUUAGGGCGGUUGGGGAACACGUUGAGUACGAAACAGACAGCUGGAUCACGGCGUCGCUGGUGACAAGAGAGAUCAACAGACUGGCUCGACAGUUGGCGGAUGCGUUCAGAAAUGUUCCCGAAAAUGAAGCGCACCUCGUGGCUCGAGCAAUCAGAAUGACAGCCAAGGCCGUGAUCCUCCACUCCGUUGGCGCGGAACGCCACCGUUUCAAGCAGGCAGAGAUCAAAGAUGAGGUCAAGUUCAAGACGCUGGGUGAUUUCGAAUUCGACAACGAGUCGUCUCGGUACGAGGUCGUCAGGUUUACCGUGGAGGAGGAUCCCAUCAGCUUUCACCACGCCCUGCACUACACGCUCUCCUGGCUUAUCGAAUGCGGAAAGUCUCUGCCUGCUUCGAGCAUGAAGGCUCUCCUGAGCUUCACCACCCAAGAUUUGAGGCUGCCACCGCGCACCAUGGGUCGCAAGAUGAUGCCCAAACGAGACAACUCCCCUGAAGACCACCUCAUGGCCACCUUUGACUACCCCCUCCGUGUUUGUGCUUGGCUCGCCCAAAUCAAGGCCAACAUGUGGGUGCGCAAUGGCAUCAGCCUUCGCCACCAAGCCGCCACGUAUCGUGGAGUCAGCCAGAGAGAUGUUUCACACCACCGUGACAUUUUCCUGCUUCAAACUGCCAUGGUUGUCGCCGAUCCGAGUCGUGUUCUUGCGUCCAUCAUUGACCGGUUUGGUAUGGAGAAAUGGGUCAAGGGCUUCUUUGAGCAAAAGUCGGCGGCUCAGGAUGACGUGCAGCAUCUCGACGUGGUUGAAGACAUGAUCCACCUGCUGAUUGUGCUUCUGAGCGAUCGCACCUCUUUGAUCGCCCCUGGGGAUGAGCCCAAUUCAAACAUCCUUGCCAUUCGCCGCGACCUCACCCACAUUCUGUGCUUCAAGCCCCUCUCGUUCAAUGAGAUUAGCAACAAGUUGCCAGAAAAGUGGCAAGAACAAGAAGACUUCCAUGCUGUCCUGGACGAGAUGGCUUCAUUCAAGCCCCCUGAAGGCGUGUCUGACGUUGGCACUUUUGAGCUGAAGCCUGAAUUCGUAGAGCACAUCGACCCGUACAUUGCUCACUACAACAAGAACCAGCGAGAGGAGUCCGAGCUGGCGUACCGCAAGAAGAUGGCCAUCAAGACCGGCAAGCCUGUGGAAGAAAUCGUCUACGAGCCCAAGCUUCGACCCAUCCCCUCUGGUCUGUUCAAGGACCUGGCCACGUUCACCGGUACGGGCAUGUUCGCGCAGAUCGUCUACUACUCUUUGCUGUACCCGUUGGUUGCUGGCCGCCUCACACCAGGCGUCCCCAACACGCGCAUCGAGACUUUCCUCCAGGUUGUUCUCCACCUCAUCCUCAUUGCCAUCUCUGAAGACAAAGAGGACGAAAGUAUCAUGCCAGAUGAAUCGCACAGCUCCUUCGUCUCCAUUGCCUUGACGCGUACGGCCCGAAGCAACUUCAUGCAAGAAGCACCUACUGCAAAGACGAUUGUCUCUCUGCUUGACAUGAUGUCGACCAAGGAGGAGUUCAAGGCAUGCCACCCCAAGAUUGGUCUAAUUCUCAAGCGAAUGCGCCAGAAGCGCCCUCGUAAUUUCGAGAACGCUUACAUGCGAUUGGGCGUCUCGGUCGACCGCAUCGAUACUGCCUCGCCUGCUACUAACUCGGCCGAGGAGGAGCGAGAGCGGAAGAAGAAGGCGGCGUUGUCUCGGCAAGCCAAGGUCAUGGCACAGUUCCAGCAGCAACAAAAGAGCUUCCUGGAGAAUCAGGGCAACAUCGACUGGGGUUCCGACCUUGAGGAUGAGGAUGAGGUCGAGCAAAACGUCGAUCGGAAGAAUAACUGGAAGUACCCUACAGGGACCUGCAUCCUUUGCCAGGAGGACACGGACGACAGGCGGCUCUAUGGAACCUUUGCUCUCUUCAAUGAAAGCAUGGUCCUCAGACAGACCGACUUACAAGAUCCUGAUUUUGUGCGGGAGGCGUUCCAUACUCCCUCCAACCUGGACCGAUCCGCGGAGGAUAUCCGUCCCUUUGGAGUUGCCCACGAAAACCGCGAGGAAGUCGUUAAGGUCAAUGCGAAGGGAGAGAAGUUUGCUGCGGAACGCCAAACGAUUGGCAAGGGGUUCCCCUCGAACCUGUCACGUCCUGGACCCGUCUCUACCGGCUGUGGGCAUAUGAUGCACUUCAGCUGCUUCGAGAUGUACUUCGACGCAACCAAUCGCCGACAUCACCACCAGAUCGCACGCCACCAUCCAGAGAACCUCAGGAGACAGGAGUUCGUCUGCCCUCUGUGCAAAGCCCUCGGCAACGCGUUCCUGCCUAUCAUUUGGAAGGGCCAGGAAGAGUCAUUCCCUGGCCCUUUGCAAUCCCAGCAUAUCUUCAGAGACUUCCUCGACACUCAAAUGAAAUCAGGAUACUACAUUCUGGGCGCCAGCCGUCCUCCGGACGAAGUUCAAGCGUCGUUCGCCAAGUACACUGAUGGACAUGUCACCAGCUCCUUGGCGGAGAAGGCGUCGCAACUAGUUGACGAAGCUUGGUCGGCCGAUGAUUCGGGUCUCGACUCUGUUGUCGUCAACACGCCAUUGACGAAUGUGUUCCCAACAGCCACCACGCCGGUCUCGAACCGCCGAUCGCUGCCGAGCAACAGCUCAACCAUUGUCGGUGAAUUGGUUCGUGUCUACCGUCGUCUCCGCGAUACCAUGUCGUCCAACGGUUUUGAGUCUCGCCACACUUACCCCCCUCGUGACCUUAGAGAGAAGAACGAGCUGGUGUACAGUGACAUCCUGGCCAAGCUGGUCGGCUUCUCAGUUUCUGCUGCAGAGAUACAACAGCGAGGCACAGAGGCACAGUAUGGCUUGACGUUGCUCGAAAAGAUUCCUGAGCAAAGCCUCACGCACCUGCGCAUCUUGGCUGAGACGGCAACCUCAUACAUCGCAACUGGCAGCCUCAAGGCAGGCGGUGACAAUCUGAUAGAGCGAGAGUUCCGCAAAAACAGCGAACGCCAGCACGUACAGCUUUUCGUCUCUCAAUACUUUGGACAGGAGACGGAGACUGUGAGCCGGCCGAUCGACACCUAUGCGCCCUUGUUGGGACAAGAUCCCUUCAUUUUCUUCUCGGAGUGCGUGUUUGGUCUGGUUCCUGCCCAAAACUUUGACAUUACCCAUAUUCUACGACUAUGCUACCUCGCAGAAAUUGUCAAGGUUGUCUACCAUAUGGGCCGCAACAUUCAAGUAUCCACCUGGGUCGGUCAUCUUCUCAACAAGUCCACGCAAGAUCCGGCGCUGAAGAACUUUGCCGAGUUCUGCCUUGCAAUCACCAAGGUCCGCAUGGAGAUCAACGUGUCUUCCCACGAGAUGCCCAAAGACCUGGGCGAGAACCGCGGGUUCAGCCAGCCCGAGUUGGACAACUUGGAGGGCUACUACACCUUUGUCAAGAAGUACGCCUUGACGUUCUUGAGGAAGAGCAUCGUUCUUCUUUACGUCAAGUACGGCAUCGACUUCAACAGCCACGUCUCUCCCCAACCUGAUGCAGACGAGCUGGAACGUCUGACCGAAGCCCUCCGCGUCCCGUCGUUCGAUGAAAUGUGCGCCGCGGUUACUGACCACGGCCCAUCCUGCGGCUGGCCAGCUUCGACCACGGGUCUCGUCAGCGGCUGGAUCCGGCACCAGAUCAUGUGGCCUGGAGACAUUGAGGGCAACCUUCCAAGUACCGCUCUGAUCAGCCACCCCGGCAUAUUUGAGCUGGUGGGACUGCCCAAGAACUACGAUGCCCUCAUAGAAGAAGCCACCAAGCGCAAGUGCCCCACGACCGGCAAGGAUGUUUCCGACCCCAUGAUCUGCCUGCUCUGUGGUGAAGUCUUCUGCGGCCAGGCGGUCUGCUGCCUCAAGGAGGAGACGUCAUCCGGAGACCGCGAGCCCCAGAGGAUUGGCGGCUCGCAGCAACAUAUGCGAAAGUGUCAAAAGAACAUUGGCUUGUUCCUCAACAUUCGCAAAUGCUGCAUCUUUUACCUCUUCCGCCUCUCGGGCUCCUUCAGCAGCGCCCCCUAUAUUGACAAGUACGGCGAGACGGAUCUAGGACUGCGCCAUGGCCGCCAGCUGUACCUGAACCAGAAGCGCUACGACUCGAUGCUGAGAAACACAUUCCUCAGCCACGGCAUCCCCAGCUUCAUCAGCCGGAAGCUGGAAGCGGAGAUUAACAACGGAGGGUGGGAGACGAUUUGA